AUGCGAUAUGAGACACGUCGCCUCCCCCAAGCACCAGCCAUGUACACAGGCACAACCUCCGGCCUCGAAGUCCUCGGCGACAUAUCCGACACCUACAUCCGAGGCACCUCCCUCCUCCCCUCCAUAUCCCACCCCCUCACCCGCCACGGCAUCAUCGGCGGCCCCAUCCACCGCGACGCCGAAGACGCCCGCAAAGCCGAAGAAGCCCGUCUGCAGAAGAUCGCCGAUGACGAGGAGGUUGAGAAGAGGAAAGCUGGUUUACUGCGCGCGAGGGAUAUGAAGGUCAAUCAUAACCGACCCAUGUUUAACGGGCCGAUGGGUAGGCCGACGGUGGAUGCGUAUGGCCAGCAUAUCAGCUAUAGAGGGGAUGGGGGUGUGAGUAAGUAUACGGUGCCGAUGCCGGUUGGCGGUGGGGGGAAUGCUAAUAGGGGGUUUGUGGCGCCGGAGUUUGCGCAUUUGUUGGCGGGGGCGAAGAAGGAGAGAAGGCCUUGGCCGAAUCAGAGAGAUGAUUGA
Molecule: messenger RNA, 513 nt
Organism: Alternaria hordeiaustralica
Lineage: Eukaryota; Fungi; Ascomycota; Dothideomycetes; Pleosporales; Pleosporaceae
Exons: 2
Coding region: 1-513 (170 amino acids)
Source: RefSeq, a predicted model, not a curated record